Populus euphratica (Euphrates poplar) is the source of this 1488-nucleotide messenger RNA. RefSeq names its product pantoate--beta-alanine ligase. The transcript is spliced from 4 exons. Gene Ontology annotation, molecular function: pantoate-beta-alanine ligase activity. The coding region runs from base 202 to 1161 and encodes 319 amino acids. NCBI's taxonomy places the organism in Eukaryota, Viridiplantae, Streptophyta, Magnoliopsida, Malpighiales, Salicaceae. Gene Ontology annotation, biological process: pantothenate biosynthetic process. Gene Ontology annotation, cellular component: cytosol. The record is from RefSeq and is a predicted model, not a curated record.
CAGCAAACCACCAAACACCAUUAGGCUUUUUAACUAAAAAAAUAGAUCAACAGAAAGAACCAAACCGCCACUUGCAGGUUGCAACCUUAAUACCAAUAUUCCUCUGACAUAGCCAUGCCAGUUGCCAAAACUCAUCCCUUCAAGUCUUUCUAUCUAAAUCUCCACCGCUGAAAUAUUCACAAUCCCUGAUAGUUUGUCCGAAUGGAAGCGUCAAAGAAAGAGCCUUUGAUAAUAACAGACAAGGAGCAGAUGAGGAAAUGGUCAAGAACUAUGAGAUCUCAAGGCAAGAGCAUUGGCCUUGUGCCCACAAUGGGUUACCUUCAUCAGGGCCACAUAUCACUCGUCGAAGAAGCUCUAAAGCUCACCAACCUCACUGUCGUCUCAAUCUAUGUGAACCCAGGUCAGUUCGCUCCCUCUGAGGAUCUUUCCACAUACCCAUCUGACUUCCAUGGUGAUAUUAGCAAGCUCAUGUAUGUUCCUGGUGGUGUUGAUGUUGUUUUUCACCCCCAUAAUCUUUAUGACUACGAAAAUGACAUGAAAAGAAAUAAGAAUGAUAUGGGUGCUUGCAAGAAUUUAGAGGGUAAAGGGGAGGUGGUGUCAUGUUUGGAGGAGUCGGGGAUGGGGCAUGAAACAUGGGUGAGAGUGGAGAAAUUGGAAAACGGUUUGUGUGGGAAGAGUAGGCCUGUGUUCUUUAGAGGGGUUGCUACUGUUGUCACUAAAUUGUUUAAUAUCGUCGAGCCUGAUGUUGCUGUUUUCGGUAAGAAGGAUUACCAGCAGUGGAGAAUUGUUCAAAGAAUGGUUCGAGAUCUUGAUUUUUCCAUAAGAAUAAUAGGUACAGAGAUCUUGCGCGAUAAUGAUGGCCUUGCAAUGAGUUCUCGCAAUGUACACCUCUCUGCAAAAGAGAGGAGAAAGGCUUUGUCUAUAAGCAGGUCAUUGCUGGGUGCUAAAUCCUCAGCAGAGAAUGGCCACAUAAAUUGUAGAGAAUUAAGAGAUUCAGUUAUCCAAGCAGUAAGUGAAGCUGGAGGAAGAAUCGAUUAUGCCGAGAUUGUAGACCAAGAAAGUUUGCAGGCAGUGGAGGAGAUCAGUGGUCCAGUGGUGUUCUGUGUUGCUGCCUGGUUUGGGAAGGUCAGGCUGAUAGAUAACAUUGAAAUCAAUCUUUGAGUUCCUAUUGCCAUUGUAGACCUAAAGUUUGGAGGAAUUGGAAGAGAUCAAUAGUCCUGUGGCGUUUUGUGAUGCUGCCUGGUUAGGGAAGGUCAGGCUGAUAGAUAACAUUAAGAUCAGUCAAUCAAUGAAAGAUAUUUGUUUUUCUUCACAGUGCUUGAUAACCAUGAACAUUAGGCGCUUUUUCUAUGGCGAUUUCACUAUUGUUUCAGAAGGGCAUAGAAUUUGUGAGGCGGGAACGGAACCUCUUUCUGAAUAAAUUGAAUACCAUUGCAAUUCUGACAAAAGCAACCUUUCAAAAAUAUUCAAAAUGAUGUUCUUGGCUAA